AUGUCUACUGCUAAUCCUGUCGGCCCAGUACCACCGUCUGGUAUCUGGUGCCCGGCCGUGACCUUUUUCGAUCCCCAUACCGAUGGCCUCGAUUUGGUUUCCCAGAAGAAAUACUACGCCUAUCUCAGCGCAACCGGUCUUGCGGGUCUGGUGAUUCUCGGCACGAAUGCUGAAGCCUUUCUCCUGACGAGAGAGGAACGGUUCCAGCUGAUCCAAGCCGCACGGCAGGCGGUUGGCCCAGCAUUUCCCAUCAUGGCUGGGGUCGGGGCGCAUUCCACCCGUCAGGUGUUGGAAUUGAUGAGCGAUGCGGCUCAGGCAGGCGCAAAUUACGCUCUCCUGCUUCCACCGGCGUACUUCGGCAAGGCUACCACCCCGGAUGUCAUCCUGCAUUUCUAUGAUCAGGUGGCUCAGGCAUCCUGCCUGCCCAUCGUCAUCUAUAACUUCCCCCAAGUCUGCAACGGUGUCGACCUAGACUCGGAUCUGAUAACCACAAUCGCGAAGCGGAAUCCUUCCAAGAUCGUGGGGGUCAAAUUGACUUGCGGCAGCGUUGCCAAAAUCGUCCGAUUGACGGCGAGUCUUCCUCCGUCGAAAUUUGCCACGUUCGGAGGCCAGUCAGAUUUCCUUAUCGGCGGUCUCAGCGUGGGUUCCGCCGGCUGCAUCGCUGCCUUUGCAAACGUCUUUCCCAGGACCAUUUCUCAUAUCUAUACGCUAUAUCGGAAGGGACGAAUCGCAGAGGCGCUUGACAUACAUCAAAGAGCCGCCUUAGCUGAGAGCCCCAUCAAGGCGGGAAUCGCGGCAACAAAGUAUGCUGUCGCACGCUUCUCUGCUCCCAUGGCGGGCAUACAAGACGCUGAGCAGAAGCUUCGUCCAAGGCGACCUUACCAAGCGCCAUCCGAGGCUACAAAGAGCAGAGUCGAGGCAUCAAUGAUCUCAUUGUGGAAGAUUGAAAAGAGCUUGGAGUUAGGCACCUUCACCUCGAAGCUUUGACAUUUCCGACCCGUUCACCGUAAAGUUUUGCCUUUCAUUGGCAUCCG
Molecule: messenger RNA, 1034 nt
Organism: Cladophialophora immunda
Lineage: Eukaryota; Fungi; Ascomycota; Eurotiomycetes; Chaetothyriales; Herpotrichiellaceae
Exons: 1
Coding region: 1-987 (328 amino acids)
Molecular function (GO): 4-hydroxy-tetrahydrodipicolinate synthase activity
Source: RefSeq, a predicted model, not a curated record